Messenger RNA from Vitis riparia (riverbank grape), 465 nucleotides. RefSeq lists its product as uncharacterized. The record is from RefSeq and is a predicted model, not a curated record. Gene Ontology annotation, molecular function: acyltransferase activity, transferring groups other than amino-acyl groups. NCBI's taxonomy places the organism in Eukaryota, Viridiplantae, Streptophyta, Magnoliopsida, Vitales, Vitaceae. Bases 1 to 465 code for a protein of 154 amino acids. The transcript is spliced from 2 exons.
AUGGAGUCCUCCAGAAUCUCUCUCCGACCAUUCAAGCUUUCCGAUGUGGAGGACUUCAUGUCAUGGGCUGGUGAUGAUAGAGUAACGCGCUAUGUAAGAUGGAACACCAUCACCUCUACGGAUAAAGGCCUUCAAGUAUUUGAAGGAGGUGACUAUACCCAGGAUGAAAAUAUCGGCGACGACAGAUGCAGAGCACAUAUAGGGUAUGCGCUGGGCUGGGAGUACUGGGGACAAGGGAUCGUCACAGUGGCAUUGAAGAUGGCUCUCUCUAUUGUGUUCAAGGAAUUCCCAGAUUUGGUGAGGGUGCAAGCCUUGGUAGAAGUAGAAAAUAAGGGGUCCCAAAGGGUGCUAGAGAAGGUCGGGUUCCUGAAGGAAGGGUUGCUGAGGAAGUACGGGUUUAAUAAAGGUGAGGUUAGAGACAUGUUCAUCUAUGGCUUCCUGUCCACCGACCCAAUUCCUGAUUGA